Cheilinus undulatus (humphead wrasse) is the source of this 2156-nucleotide messenger RNA. It is a transcript of the gene rhov, whose product is annotated as ras homolog family member V. Gene Ontology annotation, molecular function: GTP binding; GTPase activity. The record is from RefSeq and is a predicted model, not a curated record. Lineage: Eukaryota; Metazoa; Chordata; Actinopteri; Labriformes; Labridae. The coding region runs from base 123 to 833 and encodes 236 amino acids. The transcript has 3 exons. Gene Ontology annotation, biological process: small GTPase-mediated signal transduction.
CACAACAGGACAGACGACCUGGCGGUAUGUAACUUACUGAACAGCCUCUCAGCUUUCAUUCAGUGUCAGUGAGAUCAGGAAAGAGCAGAGUCGGUGUUCAGAGCUUUAAUGCGCGGCUCGACAUGCCACCUAACAUGGAUUAUUUCUACCACGAGUCCCGAGUCCCCUCCGCCUGCGGGCUGACCCGGGAGGACGAGCUGGAGCCCGGGGUGAUCAGCUGUAUGCUGGUGGGCGACGGAGCUGUGGGGAAGACUAGCAUGAUAGUUAGCUACACCUCCAAUGGAUAUCCUACAGAGUACCAGCAGACUGGGUUUGAUGUCUUCUCUGGCCAGGUCCAAGUGGAAGGAUCUCCAGUCAAAGUUCAGCUUCUGGACACUGCUGGACAGGAGGAAUUUGAUGAAUUUAGGGCUCUGUCAUACGCCCACACGGACGUCUUCCUCCUCUGCUUCAGCAUGGUCAACCCCACCUCAUUUCACAACAUCACCAAAAAGUGGGUUUCAGAAAUCCGGGCCCAUAAUCCUUCCUCACCUAUUGUUCUUGUUGGGACUCAAUCGGACCUUCUGCUUGACGUGAAUGUCCUCAUCAAUCUGGACCGUUCUAAUGUGAAGCCAGUUCUAAGUUCCAGAGCCAGGAGCAUGGCAGAGAAGAUCAGGGCUACGGACUACAUCGAGUGUUCGUCACUCACGCAAAAGAACUUAAAGGAGGCAUUUGAUGCCGCCAUCUUCGCUGCCAUUAAGAACAAGACUCGCAAGAGCAAGAAGAGGAGGUUUUCUGACAGGCGCACUAAAGCUUUCUCCAGGUGUAGCUGGAAGAAAUUCUUCUGCUUUGUCUGAACUUAUUAACAGACUUUAACCCUGUGGGACACAAAACUCUUAUUUAUUUAUACUUUUGAUGUUACAGCGCUGAUCUGUGGCGGGCUGGCAUCCUUCCCUGAUGAAUAUUUGGCUUAUUUUAUUCUGGGAUGCCAAAUGGUGCAGGGAAAUAAAACAUGAGCACAAACAAGAGAGCAGAAAGGAUUAUGGGUCAAUCUUUGAAAGGGUCUGGUUUCACUCAGGACAGCUUUGUCUAUUUAUAUUAUGUUUAGAUAUGUUCAUCAGGGUCUUAUAAAAAUGCAUCGUGUGUUAUAAUCAAAGUGUGUAUAUGCUCUCCUUUGUUUGCACCAAUGGUAAGACUUGUGUGAAAAGCACAGUGAGUUGAGGUUGAGGGAGGGAAAGAUAUCACUAACACAGAAACAGAGAGAGAGCACAGGCCAUCAUGUAAAUGUUGUUGAUUUGCAUGCUGUGCUUUGCUGCCUUGAAUACAAGUGAAAGUGUCUGUUCUCUGUUUGAGCAGAAGGGCGUUAGCUACUUCUUGUAUUCUCACUGUCUGGCCUCUCCAGCCUAUUUAUAUGCAGCAGCUGCAAGUUCAUGUUGCAGUGUGAGAUGCCACAUUUAUACCUGCAUGUGAAAGUUCCCCUGGCUGGUAUUUUCUAGUCUACAAGUCGUCUGCCUACAAAUCAUCUGCAGGUUUAUAUUGUCACAAAUCAUGAAUUAUUGUAUUACUUAGGUUUUGAUUCUCAAAUUGACACAGGAACUUAAUUGGAAAUCCUCUUGUCUAAGCUGAAAGGUUGCAUGGGAGCAGCAAUCAUUGGCUUUUUGUCUCUCGCUCCCAUCAAUCUGCAUCUGUGAAAGCUAGCACUGCAGGAGUCUUGACUUCCACCCUGCAGAACCUCCCACUUGGCUUUUUUUAUUCACCUCUCUUUGUUUGUAUGCUCAGUGCGCUCCUUAUCUUAUAUAAGCCCUGUAAGCACUGAGUUAGAGGAAACUUACGUGCCUUCUUUUGAAUGUAAGUGUAAACUUAUACACACACUUUGAUUUAAAAAAAGCCUUGCAGGUCUGCAAUGUAAAGUGAUGCCAGUUUUCACCCCCAUGUAAGAUUUGGAGGAUCUCAGAGUGAGGACAUAGCUUUAUUAUGCUUCUUGUGGAAGUUAACUGAAUGUAAUAUUCUGUUUGUUUAAACAGUUUUUUUCAUGUUUUCUGAAAAUGAAAUAUAAAAGACAUGGAUUUUAAAUGCAUUAUUGUACUCUACUGAUUUUUUUGGUCACACUUUAUGUCCCUGUCACUAAUCUGAAUAAUCAUCUCUUUCUCUAACAUGUUUGUCUUUUUUACAUGUCAGAG